AUGUUUUCUCUUCGGAAUUGGAAGUUCUCAUAUACCCUGGCGGCAGCUAUUGGCUUGAUUUUUGCAUUGCUCUCGGUUAUUCGUUUUUUCCUAUAUCCCGUGGUUCCUUCUCUUGACUACUUUAGCCUCAGUCAGGCUCAGACUUCUUGUCUACCAGUAGAUGGAUCCACUGAGGGAGUCAAGAAAAGCACACCUAAAAAUGGAUCCAUUCGAGGUACCCAGAUGAUUUUUCCAGUAAAUGGGUCGAUUGAACGAAGCAACGAUGAUGCUGAUCAAAACUUGUUGCCAGUAGUUGAUUUAAAUGUCCAAUUUCCAGCAGACUUGCAUAAUUCUGUUUCUUAUCGUGGCGCUCCAUGGAAAGCUGAAAUUGGACGUUGGUUAUCUGGCUGUAAUUCGAAUACCAAAGCGGUGAAAAUGGUUGAGAAAAUUGGUGGGAAGAGCUGCAAAAACGAGUGUAGCGGUCAGGGCAUCUGUAAUUAUGAACUGGGUCAAUGCAGCUGCUUUCACGGCUUCAGUGGGGAAGGAUGUUCAGAAAGACUAAAUUUAAGUUGCAACUACCCUGGAUCAAAAGGGGAGCCCUAUGGGCAUUGGGUUGUGUCUAUCUGCUCGGCUCAGUGUGACACAACCAGAGCAAUGUGCUUUUGUGGAGAAGGCACAAAAUACCCUAAUCGUCCUGUUGCUGAGGGAUGUGGGUUUAAAUUAAACUUGCCUGCUCAACCUGGUGGUCCAUCUCUGACCGAUUGGACAAAACCCGAUCUUGAUAUUUACACUACCAACGCUAGUGUACGAGGAUGGUGUAAUGUGGAUCCUGCUGAAGCUUAUUCUUCCAAGGUGCAAUUUAAAGAGGAAUGUGAUUGCAAGUAUGAUGGCCUUUGGGGCCGAUUUUGUGAAACACCAGUAGAAAGUGUUUGUAUUAACCAAUGCUCAGGCAAUGGACAGUGUCGAGGCGGUUUUUGUCAGUGUAAACGUGGCUGGUAUGGAGUAGAUUGCAGUGUUCCAUCCGCUUUAUCAUCCAUCAGAGAAUGGCCCAGGUGGCUUCGACCUGCACAUGUUAAUGUUCCAGAUAGUACACGAACCACGGAAAAUCUUUUCAAUCUUAAUGCUGUAGUUCAAAAGAAAAGACCCCUUGUAUAUGUUUACGAUUUGCCUCCCGACUUCAAUAGUCUUCUCCUGGAGGGACGACAUUUCAAGUUGCAGUGUGUAAACAGAAUCUAUGAUCACAGGAAUGCUACAAUAUGGACUGAUCAACUGUAUGGUGCACAGAUGGCAAUCUAUGAAAGUAUAUUAGCCAGUCCUUAUAGAACAUUAAAUGGUGAAGAAGCAGAUUACUUCUUUGUUCCAGUACUUGAUUCAUGUAUUAUAACUCGUGCUGAUGAUGCUCCACACUUGAGCAUGCAGGAUCACCAGGGGUUAAGGAGUUCACUAACUUUAGAAUUCUACAAGAAAGCGUAUGAUCACAUAAUGAUGCAAUAUCCUUACUGGAACCACUCCUCAGGACGAGAUCACAUUUGGUCCUUUUCAUGGGAUGAAGGGGCUUGCUAUGCACCUAAGGAAAUAUGGAACAGCAUGAUGUUAGUCCACUGGGGCAAUACAAAUUCAAAGCAUAAUCAUUCUACAACAGCAUAUUGGGCUGAUAACUGGAAUCAGAUUUCUUCUCAAAGAAGAGGGAGUCAUCCAUGCUUUGAUCCGGACAAAGAUCUUGUACUUCCUGCAUGGAAGCGCCCUGAUGAAGGUUCGCUGAAUGCUAAACUUUGGGCUAGGCCCCACGAGGAACGGAAGACACUAUUCUAUUUCAACGGAAAUCUAGGACCGGCUUACGAACAUGGAAGACCUGAAGCAACGUAUAGCAUGGGCAUAAGGCAGAAAGUUGCUGAAGAGUUUGGUUCAAGUCCUAACAAGGAAGGAAAACUUGGGAAACAGCAUGCAGAAGAUGUGGUUGUGACUCCACUACGUACUGAUCAUUAUUACCAGGAAUUGGCAAAUUCUGUUUUCUGUGGGGUUAUGCCUGGAGAUGGAUGGAGCGGUCGAAUGGAAGAUAGUAUCCUGCAUGGCUGCGUCCCCGUGGUCAUUCAGGACGGGAUCUACUUGCCAUAUGAGAAUGUUCUCAACUAUGAAAGCUUUGCCGUAAGAAUCCAUGAAGAUGAAAUUCCAAAUUUGAUAAACAUUCUGCGGAGAUUUAAUGAGACUGAGGUAGAAUUCAAAUUGGGCAAUGUGAGGAAGAUCUGGCAGAGAUUCUUGUAUCGUGAUUCUGUUUUGCUUGAAGCCGAGAGGCAAAAUGCUACACUUGGACUUGUUGAGGACUGGGCCAGGAAGUUCUCUGAACUAAGUGAAGAUGAUGUCUUCGCCACACUCGUACAGGUUUUGCACUACAAGUUACAUAACGACCCUUGGAGACUAGAGGUUGUCUUUCCCAAAAAGGAGUUUGGUGUACCCGGAGAAUGUGCAAGAAGCUUGACCGAAUGCAUCAACGUGAAUAAAGCUGCUGCAAAAGGAGCAGCAAUUUUGAACAAUACAUGGAUCAUCAAUCAAUAG
Fraxinus pennsylvanica is the source of this 2532-nucleotide messenger RNA. Lineage: Eukaryota; Viridiplantae; Streptophyta; Magnoliopsida; Lamiales; Oleaceae. The record is from the annotation of a GenBank genome assembly.